ACCACCAGACCGAAUUGACCAGAGUGAACCUGAAACUGAGGAACUAUUCGUUUUGUUUCGCACCGCAAGUACGCGAAAACAAGUUCUUCCAGUAACGUGUAGCAAAAAUCUGCGCGUUUUGACGCAAAACUUGGAAGAUGUUGAAAGAAACGUGACGUGACGUGAAUACGAGCCGAUCGAAGACGUGACGAGAGGGGGGAAAGAAAGAAAGAAUACAGGUGAUACGAGCAAACAUUUCGCGACCAACAACACCGCUCACUUCGAUAGAACUUACGUUCAAGAAUCAUAAGUAAACUCACUUUCUGUACCUUAAUCUCCCCCGGUGGGCAAGGACUUUGUUAAAUAAUUUUUUUUUUCUUUCUUUUUUUUUUUUUUUUGACUUGGACACGUGCCCCCUUUGUGGUCUUCCACCCCGUCCGUCCUAUUGUGGCAAUAAUUAUAAUAACAACAAUAAUAACGCGGUUGCGUCAGCGCCCGGCGUUUACUCGCGCGCACGCACGUGAUCCGAGGGGGGUGAGCCGGGAGCGCGCUCCUCGCCCGCGGAAGGUUAGCGAAUGUCUCGAGGACAGGGAAUCGAGAACGCGGCCGCCGGGAUCGAUUGGAUUAAACUCGAAUCGAGUGAAAUUAACACAAAGGAGCGCGAGCGCCGGAGCGGGUCCGCGAGGACGGGACGGCACGCGGAGACGCCGAAACCAACAACCUGCGCACAGUUCAACACGUUUACGAGCAGGGAGAAGUGGAAAUACAUACUAAGAACUCUUUUAUUCACUACUGCACACAGCCGGCCGGAGUGAGCCGGCCACGGAGCUACGGGGCUAACGCAGACACGGUCCCGUAACCCGACUUUGCCUGACACCGCAUUGUCUGAAUGAAUUAAGGAAAUAUGGAGUGACAUGCAGAAGAUUAGUUAAGGGAUUAAAGGCUUUGAGGACAUACACCUCAGCAGAGGCCGAGAUUGGCCACGUUGCUUGUCACUGAAGCCCCCACGGGAGGGAAGUAGCCAUGGCCGACCCCGGCAUGAUGAGCCUGUUCGGGGAUGACGCCAACCUGUUCUCAGAGGGGCUUGAGGGCCUGGGGGAGUGCGGCUACUCGGAGAGCCAGGUGAACCCUCUUGGCCAGCCCAUGCCUAUGGACCAGGGCUACCUCCACCACCCAACACAAGCGGCCCCCGGCCAGCCGCAGCCAAAGCUCGGCCACUUCGACCACUUCAGCCAGUACGAGCAGCAGAAGAUGCAUCUGAUGGACCAGCAAGGUGGGAGCCGCAUGUUGGGAGGUGCCCCGGGCAAUGGCAUGUCCUCCCCACACUCGCAGUACCAUAGCCCUGCUACACCAGUCUCUCAUGGUGGUGGUGGACACCCAGCCUACACAGGUCUCCAGGGGGACCGUCACAACCAGCAGUUUAUCGACAGUGGGUCUAUGUGGGGACCUCGAGCGGUGCAAGUACCUGACCAAGUGCGCCCCCCAUUCCAACAGCCGCAGCAGGUAUCCCCCCAGCAGUCUGGACCUUCUGGACCCCCAGGUCACAUGCAACAGAUGGGCCCAUAUAUGCCACGAGGGGAGUACCCCAUGCAGGCGCAUAGCCAGAUGCCUACCCCACCAAGGAUAAACCACUUUUCCCAGGGCCUGCCACCAGAGGGUGGCCGGCCUCCAGGCUCCAACCACUUCAUGGGCAGUAUGGGUCCGCAGCCGGGCGCCGGCAUGGUGGGCAACCCGAUGCGCCACCCUGUGCAACAGCAGCAGCCCCAACAGCAGCAGCCGCAGCAGCAGUUCCACCAUCGGCCCGCACCAGGCUCCAUUCACCCCGACACAGUGGUCCACAACCCUCGCUUUUCACCCAGCCCAUCACAGCAACAACAGGGUCCCCCAGCACAGCAGCAAGCGCCAGGGAGACCCCAGCAGAACAUGGGCUUUAAUCCUCGCAACCCAUCGGCACAACCCAACGCGGUGAACAACUCAGGGCAGUACGCGCCCUACUCCCCGUACGGCGCCAGCCACAAUCAGGGAUUAGUGAACAGCACCGGCAUGGGCCCUGGCCUGGGUCUGGCUGCUGGUGGAGCUCCUAUGCCGCAGGUGUCACGCUACCCUGGUACUGGUUUCCCUUCCGGUGCACCGCAGGGCCUUAUGCACCAGCAGCCCAUGCUUGCCAACCAAAUCAACUCCCAAGCUAUGCACCCUUCCCAGCAGCAGUCGCCGGCAAAGCAGCAGCCACCCCCGCAUCAGGGCCCCUACGGUUCCUCUUCACCCAUGUCCCCCCUGAAGGCCAUAAGCAAUCCUGCCGGCACACCUCCCCCACCGCAGCAGGUGCGCCCUCCCAGUGCUGGAAUGGCAAUGGAUGUGGGCGGUUACCCCAGCAUGCCACAUCAGCCUUCUGGGGCCAUGGGGCUGUCCCAGAGGAGCAUGGGGCCACGAAGUAUGGCUCAGCAGCAGCCCGGUCCCCAGCCCUACAUGGGUCUGUCACCUAGCCAGAGGGACAUGACUGGCCCACUGAGGCCCCCAGGUGGUCUUGGGGGGAACCACAUGGACGCUCAGGCCAUGCAGGAUCAGCGGAUCCUCUCAGCCCCACCACACCCACCUCAGCACCCAGGGCAACCCCUCCCAGCCCCGCUGCCUUUCCAGAAACAGCAACAGCAGCAUCUGCAGGCAUGCGCCCCUAUGCAGCAGCAGCCACCGCAGGCACAUCUGUCAAUCCAUCACCAGACUUCCCCACAUCACCAGCCGUGGGCGCAGCAGCACUCGUCGCCGCCCACCACCCAGAAAGUGCCUGUUCAACAGCCUUCGCCAUCAGAUCCAUCAGUUGAGACAUUGGCCUCUGACAAGAUGGCUGCCAUGGGCCCCAACCCCCAGACCCCAAGUAGCAGCGGGCAGCCAGCCGAGGGUGAGCAGAAGCCAAAAAAGAAGAAGAAAAAGAAAGCUAAGGGGAGCUCCGAGGAGGAAGAAGGGGUCCAGGGUGCGGGGGAGCUCCCGGUGGACAGCCUGGGUCUUGUGGGUAGCCCUGCUGGCAAGCAGUCAGCGGAGGAAGGUAAGAAGAAGAAGAACAACCCCAAAGAGAAAAAGGAGCCCAAGACCCCUAAGGAGCCCAAGAUACCGAAAACACCUAAAGAGCCCAAGGAGAAGAAGGUGAAGACAACGAUGCCGAAGACCAAGAGUGCCAAGAAGCCCAGUGGUAAGAAGACAUCUGACACUGAUGUGAGCUCUGGGAAGAAGGAAACUAAACGCAAGCGGGAGUCUUCAGACAACUCGGACACAGAGAGAACCCCACCUGCUUCGCCGGAGGAGGAUGGCGAUCUGGGUGUUCAGAAGCGACGCUCAAGCCGUCAGGUGAAGAGGAAACGCUACACAGAGGACCUGGAGUUCAGGAUCUCUGACGAGGAGGCCGAGGAGGAUGAUGGCAGUGUGCAGAAGUCCCCAUCAAAUGCAUCCCAGUCAGAGCAGCAGGAGGCACCUGAUGCGGAAGGCCCUGUUGUGGAAAAAAUCAUGGGCAUUCGGAUGAGCAAGAAGAAGAUGGAGUCUGGAGAAGUGGAAGUCGAAGAAUUCUACGUCAAAUUCAAGAACUUCUCGUACCUGCACUGCCGCUGGGCAGACAUAGAGGAGCUGGAGAAGGACAAGAGGAUUCACCAGAAAGUGAAGCGGUUCAAGGCCAAGCAGUCGCUCAAUUCUUUCCUCACAGAGAUGGAUGACGAACCAUUCAACCCAGAUUACGUGGAAGUGGAUCGGAUCCUUGACGUGUCCAAAAUCACAGACAAUGGAGAGUCUGUCACUCACUACCUGGUGAAGUGGUGCUCCCUCCCCUACGAAGACAGCACCUGGGAGCUGAAGGCCGACAUUGAUCAGGCCAAGAUCGAGGAGUUUGAGAGACUCAUGGCCAGAGAGCCCAAGCUGACGCGGGUGGAGCGACCUCCCGCCAGCGACUGGCAGAAAUCCGAGAGUUCCAGGGAAUACAAAAAUGGCAACGCACUCAGGGAAUACCAGCUGGAGGGAGUCAAUUGGCUGCUCUUCAACUGGUACAACACACGCAACUGUAUACUGGCAGAUGAAAUGGGACUAGGAAAAACUAUCCAGUCCAUAACAUUCCUUUACGAGAUAUACUUGAAGGGGAUUUGUGGCCCUUUCCUGGUCAUUGCUCCCCUGUCCACCAUCCCUAAUUGGGAAAGGGAGUUCCGUACCUGGACAGAGCUCAACGUGGUGGUGUACCAUGGUAGCCAGGCCAGUCGGAGGACCAUUCAAGCCUACGAGAUGAAUUUCAGGGACUCUCAGGGUCGCGUGAUAAAGGGAGCCUACAAAUUCCAUGCUGUCAUCACCACAUUUGAGAUGAUCCUGACGGACUGCCCGGAGCUGCGGAAUAUCCAGUGGCGCUGUGUGGUCAUAGAUGAGGCCCACCGUCUUAAGAACAGGAACUGCAAGCUGCUGGAGGGGCUCAAAAUGAUGGACAUGGAACACAAGGUUCUUCUCACUGGGACGCCUCUGCAGAACACUGUGGAAGAGCUCUUCAGCCUGCUCAACUUCCUGGAGCCUGAGAGGUUCCCUUCGGAAUCUACUUUCAUGCAAGAAUUUGGAGAUCUGAAAACUGAAGAACAGGUGCAAAAACUUCAGGGCAUCCUGAAGCCUAUGAUGCUGCGCAGACUGAAGGAAGAUGUGGAGAAGAACUUAGCCCCCAAAGAAGAGACCAUCAUCGAGGUGGAGCUCACCAACAUCCAGAAGAAGUACUACCGGGCCAUCCUAGAGAAGAACUUUGCUUUCCUGUCCAAAGGCGGUGGUGGGGGAAACGCCAACGUGCCGAACUUGCUGAACACUAUGAUGGAGCUGAGAAAGUGCUGCAACCAUCCUUAUCUUAUUAAUGGUGCAGAAGAGAAAAUCCUGGAUGAAUUCAGGGAGACUCAUCAUUCAGAGUUUCCAGAUUUUCACCUCCAGGCGAUGAUCCAGGCUGCUGGAAAGCUUGUACUGAUUGACAAGCUGCUGCCGAAACUGAAGGCCGGCGGCCACAGAGUUCUCAUCUUCUCCCAAAUGGUGCGCUGCCUGGACAUUUUGGAGGACUACCUCAUCCAGAGGAGGUACCCGUAUGAGCGCAUUGACGGCAGAGUGAGGGGCAAUCUCCGACAGGCAGCUAUAGACCGGUUUUCCCGGCCUGAUUCGGACCGCUUUGUCUUCCUGCUGUGUACCAGAGCCGGUGGCCUGGGCAUCAACUUGACAGCAGCUGACACUUGCAUCAUCUUUGACUCGGACUGGAACCCUCAGAAUGACCUGCAGGCUCAGGCCAGGUGCCACCGGAUUGGGCAGAGCAAGGCUGUAAAGAUCUACCGCCUGAUCACCAGGAACUCGUACGAGAGGGAGAUGUUCGACAAGGCCAGCCUGAAGCUGGGUCUGGACAAGGCUGUGCUGCAGUCCAUGAGUGGCAGAGAAAAUGCUUCAAAUGGGGUCCAACAGCUGUCCAAGAAGGAGAUUGAGGACCUCCUUCGCAAGGGAGCCUAUGGGGCACUGAUGGACGAGGAAGACGAGGGCUCCAAAUUCUGUGAGGAAGACAUCGACCAGAUCCUGCAGAGACGAACGCAAACCAUUACAAUUGAGUCUGAAGGGAAAGGGUCCACUUUUGCCAAGGCGAGCUUUGUGUCCUCCGGCAACAGGACGGACAUUUCACUGGAGGACCCUGAUUUCUGGCAGAAGUGGGCGAAGAAAGCAGAACUCGAUAUGGACGUAAUCCAUGGAAGGAACAACCUGGUAAUUGACACGCCACGGGUCCGAAAGCAGACCCGUCACUACAGCUCGGUGAAGGAGGAUGAAAUGAUGGAGUUCUCUGAGCUGGAGAGUGACUCAGACGACAGACCUGUGCCGAAGCCACGCCGGCCACUGGACAAGUCUCAGGGCUACCCACGCAGCGAGUGCUUCCGAGUGGAGAAGAACCUGCUGGUCUAUGGCUGGGGCCGCUGGGGAGACAUCCUGUCCCAUGGACGCUUCAAGCGUCCCCUCAGGGAGCAGGACGUGGAGACCAUCUGCAGGGCGCUGCUGGUCUACUGCCUCCACCACUACAGGGGCGAUGAGAACAUCAAGAGCUUCAUCUGGGACCUGAUUACACCCACGGAGGACGGGCAGACCCGUGCCCUUCUCAACCAUUCCGGGCUGUCUGCUCCAGUGCCCCGGGGCCGGAAGGGCAAGAAGGUGAAGAGCCAGGCAGCGCAGCCCUACACAAGGCAAGCAGACUGGCUGGCCAAUUGCAACCCUGACACCCUGCUCCAAGAGGACAGCUACAAAAAGCACCUGAAGCACCACUGCAACAAAGUCCUGCUGCGGGUCCGCAUGCUCUACUAUCUCAGGCAAGAAGUCAUCGGCGACCAGGCAGACAGGAUCUUAGAGGGCGCUGAUUCAAGUGAAAUAGACAUUUGGAUCCCACAACCAUUCCACGCUGAAGUGCCUACUGAUUGGUGGAACAGAGAGGCGGACAAAUCCCUUCUCAUCGGAGUCUUCAAACAUGGCUAUGAGAAGUACAACUCAAUGCGUGCAGACCCGACCCUGUGCUUCCUGGAGCGAGUAGGCAUGCCUGAUGCCAAGGCCAUCGCUGCAGAGCAGAGGGGAGCUGACAUGAUGGCAGAUGGUGCUGAUGGGGGUGAUUUUGACCGAGAAGAGGAUGACCCUGAGUACAAGCCAGCCAGAAUGGCCUUCAAAGAUGAAAUGGAUGAGUUUGCAGAUUCACCGUUGGAUGAUAAGGAAGAGCCCCUGGAUGCUGAAAGCUUAGGCAAGCCUAGUGAGAGUCAGGACUUUGGUACGCUCUACUGGCCUGGCAGCUCAGCACUGACCACGCGGCUUCGGCGGCUCAUCACAGCCUACCAGCGUAGUUACAAACGGGAGCAGAUGCGUCAGGAGGCCCUGACCAAGACAGACCGCAGGAGGCGUCGACCUCGGGAGGAGGUUCGCGCCAUGGUAGCUGAGAGGGAGGCAAUCAUCACAGAGCGCAGGCAGAAGUGGACCAGGAGGGAGGAGGCGGACUUCUACCGUGUAGUGUCCACCUUUGGUGUCGUGUAUGAUGUCCGCAAGCAUCGUUUUGACUGGAACCAGUUCCGGGCCUUCGCCAGACUGGACAAGAAGACAGACGAAAGCCUGGAGAAAUACUACUAUUCCUUUGUGGCCAUGUGCAAACGGGUGUGUCGCAUGCCUAUCAAACCCAAUGAAGAGCCCCCAGAUCCCACCAUCCUCAUGGAGCCCAUUACAGAAGAGCGUGCCUCGCGGACACUCUACCGCAUCGAGCUGCUGCGCCGCAUCCGUGAACAGGUGCUGCCACACCCCGAACUGGAGGCACGCCUCCGGCUAUGCCAGCCCAGCCCUGAGCUGCCCGAGUGGUGGGAAUGCGGCCGGCAUGACCGCGACCUGCUGCUUGGAGCUUCCAAGCAUGGAGUCAGCCGCACAGACUACCACAUCCUCAAUGACCCUGCGCUGGGCUUCCUUGAGGCUCACCGCCGUUUCGCUCAGGCUAAGGGUGUGAACAGUUCCCUGCCUACAGCCCAGGGGCCUCCUCUCACCCCCGCUGCCCUUGUCAAGAAGGAAGAAGAGGGCCAAGAGCCUCUGCUGCCUACCAAGGUGGAAGACGAGGAGGCCCUUGAGGGUGAAGAGAAGGAGGAGCCCGAGAAGGAAGAAAGCAAGGCUUACUCUCCUAAAGCAGGGGUGAAGGAUGAGAAGGAAAUGGAACAGCCCAGUGAACAGGAGGACAAGGAGCAGCCCAGCAAUGUCAAGUCUGAGGAAGAGGGCAGCAUUCCAGUGAAGGCCAAGCAGGAAAGCGAGGAACCAGAGGGGCAGGAAAGCAAGGAACCAGAGGGACAGGAGAACGCAGAAGUGCUUGCAGCCUCCGAGUCUAAGUCUUUGUCUGAGAAAGGCUCCGAGGAGGACGAGGAUGAUAAGAUGGACGAGGAUUAUAAAUCUGAGGAAUCUUCUCAUGCUGAAGCUGGCACCACCUCCCAGGGGAAAAACUUUGAUGAGGAAAGCAAUGCCUCCCUCAGCACCACACGUGAUGGCUUCUACAUUGAAGAUGGCGGGGAGUCGGCUGCCCAGGCUUUCCAUGAGCGUUCCUUCUCCUUCUCCUUCUGGCCCAAGGACCGGGUGAUGAUAAACCGAUUGGACAACAUCUGUGAAGCUGUGGUCAAGGGCAAGUGGCCCGUGAACCGACGCCAAGUCCUGGACUUCCCGAGCAUAAUGCCUGGUUAUGGGACCCCUGCUGCUGACAGCCCCCUCCAGAGACGCAGCUUUGCCGAGCUGUCUAUGGUGGGCCAGGCCAACUACAGUGGCAGUGAGGAUGUCACCUUGUCCCCAAAGAUGUCCAAGGAUGAGAUGCUGAGCAUGACUGUUCCCCGACAGCGCCGGCGCCGAAGGAGGAAGGUGGAGAUUGAGGCGGAGCGGGCGGCCAAGCGCAGGAAUCUGAUGGAGAUGGUGGCGCAGCUGAGGGAAUCCCAUGCCACCGACGGCCACGAGCGGGCCAUGGACCUGACUAAAGCCCUGCGGGAGGCCACCACUUCUACCUCAAACCUCUCUUCCAAGUUUCUCUUGCCCAGCGCCUCCACCCCGCCCUCUGAUGCCUUUAAAACUCAGAUGGAGUUGCUGCAAGCAGGUCUCUCAGGGACCCCCAACCGGCACCUCAUGAAUGGCUCCUUUCUGGAGGGGGACUUGCCUGUGAGAAGGAGAAGGGGCCGCCGGAAAAAUGUGGAGGGGCUAGACCUUCUCUUCAUGGGCAACAAAAGGGCAGCACUGAAUGCUGAGGACUCAGAAGUGACCAAAGCUUUUGUGGAGGGAGUGCACCUACCGCCACAGGCCCAGAGGAACAUUCCAUCCCCCGGCCAGCUUGACCCAAACACUCGCGUCCCUGUGAUCAACCUGAAGGACGGCAGCCGGCUCGUUGGUGAAGACGCUCCCACCAACAAGGACCUGGUCGAGUGGCUCAACCAGCACCCCACCUACAUUGUUGACAUGCCAAGUUAUGUACCAAAGAAUGAGGACCAUCUCCUCUCGCCGUUCCAGAAGCCGAAGCAGAAGAGGCACCGGUGUCGCAAUCCCAACAAGAUCGACAUCAACACACUGACCGGGGAGGAGCGGGUGCCAGUGGUGAACCGUAGGAAUGGAAAGAAGAUGGGAGGAGCAAUGGCCCCCCCCAUGAAGGACUUGCCAAGGUGGCUUGAAGAAAACCCGGAGUUUGCAAUAUCCCCAGACUGGACAGACAUUGUCAAGCAAUCGGGCUUCCUCCCAGAAUCCAUGUUUGACCGCCUUCUCACUGGGCCAGUGGUGCGGGAGGAGGGAGCCAGACGCAGAGGCAGGAGACCAAAGAGUGAGAUCACCCGGGCAGCAGCGCAGGCAGCAGCAGCAGCAGCCGCCGCCGCCGCCUCUUCCUCAGGCAUCAACCCCUUGCUGAUGAGCAGCCUGUUUGGUGGCAUGGACCUGGCUAGUCUGCAGAACCUCCAGAGCCUGCAGAGCUUGCAGCUGGCCGGCCUCAUGGGCUUCCCACCGGGCCUGGCUGCUGCAGCCGGUGGCGACGCCAAGCACGCCUCCACCAUGCUGCCCCUCAUGCUGCCCGGCAUGGCUGGGCUGCCCAACAUGUUUGGCUUGGGCAGCCUCUUCAACAACUUAACGUCUGCAGCUGCUGCAGUGUCUGCCGGCGGCACCUCUGCUGCCGGCCAGACUGAGCCCGAGGAAGCGUCCGCAGCUGUGACCGAGGAGAAGAAGAGCGAGGAAGAGGCAGAGCAGAAGGAGCCGGAGAAGGCCCCCGAGGCCUCGGCCGAGGCGAACGGGGAGACCUCUAUCAACUCGGCGGCCGCCGCAGCAGCAGCUGCUGCAGCCGCCAGCAUGUCCACAAACCCCUUGGCCUUCAACCCCUUCCUGCUGUCAACGAUGGCCCCAGGUCUUUUCUACCCCUCCAUGUUCCUUCCCCCCAGCCUGGGUGGCCUGGCUCUGCCAGGCUUCAACCAGGCCUCGCUAGCCGGACUGCAGGGUGCCGUGACGGGAGCAGAGGCCGGGGCUGGCGCCACAGGGGGGGAGGAGGAGGAGGAGGAGGAGAAGGAGACCGGCGCCGACCCUGCUGCCAAAGCUCAGGCCGAGGUGGCAGACGGGGACAACACACUGGAGGACAGCGACACGGACGAGAGCCAGAACAAGACGGCCGAGUCUUCGGUGCUGGAGGACGAGCUGGGCCCAGCUGAGGAGCUGGACUCCCUCGACGGAGGAGAGGAUGCAGAGGAAGAUGAGGACAACGGAGACUAGUUCCUUCCCGCCACUUUCAAGAAGUGUUUUAAACUUUUUGACAAAUGGUUAGCCCUACUGUUUACAUGCCAGUUAAAUAUCCAAAUAUUUAGAUUUUGGCUUUUUGUUUUUUGGUUUGUUUUGUUUUUAUUUCGUUUUCCACAGCAAAAUGAAAUGGGAAAACAAAAAGCUGUCUGAAGUAGCAUAGUGCAAAAUAAGUCAUGUUACAUGGAUGUCAGAAUGGUUGUUCCUUGGUCUGAGUAUUGUGCAGUGCAUUAUUUAUUAUCCAAGGAGAGUUGAGAUUUCAAAACCCUUUAUCUGAAAUCUUUUAGGAAUAAAUUGCUUAAAUAGUGCUCUGCGGCUCUUAUUUUCCCCCCUACCGUCUAACUGUGUCAACAAACAGCAACAUUUGUAAUCCAGUGGCACACAUAUUAAAUGGCAUUAGUGACUGCUGCUGUAAGGAAUGAUGUAUAUUUAUCUUUUUCCUUUUUUGUACUGUUUUUUUUGCUGUGAAGAUCAGGAUGAAAUUCAUACAUAUCAUGCCUACACUCUUUUAGACUGUUUGGAGUUUCACAAGCUGACAAUCUAAACAAAGGUGUGACGUUGAGCUCAGCCUGUGGACACAGCAAUAAUUAAGGCAGCUGCUGAAUGUUAUUUUACUCAGACUACAACACCGGGAGGGUGGCCGCGACAUUUGAAACGAUGGAAGAAAAAUACUACCGUUUUUUGGAGUGGUUUUUUUUUUUUUUUUUUUUUUUUUUUUCUUUCUUC
Molecule: messenger RNA, 10974 nt
Organism: Scleropages formosus (Asian bonytongue)
Lineage: Eukaryota; Metazoa; Chordata; Actinopteri; Osteoglossiformes; Osteoglossidae
Gene: chd7
Product: chromodomain helicase DNA binding protein 7
Exons: 38
Coding region: 1003-10224 (3073 amino acids)
Molecular function (GO): protein binding; ATP binding
Source: RefSeq, a predicted model, not a curated record